AUGUCGAGCCACAUAAAGAACGUUCUCAUCCUCGGAGCAUCCGGCUCGGUCGGCGCACCCAUCCUCAACGCACUCCUCACCGAACCCUCCUUCAACGUCACCAUCGUCAGCCGCGCAUCAUCAUCAGCCUCUUUCCCGUCCGAUAUCCCAGUCAUCAAGAUCUCGGACGCCUUCACAACCGAAGAACUUACCGAAGCUUUCAGGGGACAGGAGGCAGUCGUAGUUGCACUUACCACUGGCUCUGUUAUCUCAGGCAAAAAGGAUGGUCUAGCGUUUCGACUCAUCGACGCUGCGCUCGCAGCAGACGUAAGACGCUUCAUCCCUAGCGAGUUUGGCGCGAACAACCUCGACCCCCGGGCUCGUGCACUUGUCCCUACCUACGACCGCAAGGGCGAGAUGUUGGAGUAUCUUAUGAAGGCAUGCGAAAACAGCCAAGGCAAGCUGACGUGGAGCAGCAUCUGUUGCGGAAGUUGGCUAGACUGGGCACUCGAUCCUGCAAAGUCCGGCAACUUCCUCAGUAUCGAUGUGAAAGGGAGGAAGGCAACAGUAUACGACUCUGGGACGAGGCGCUUCGCUAUCACAAGCAGCAAGAAUACAGGGCUGGCAGUUGCGAAAGCUUUACUUGACCCAGCCAUGACAGCGAACAAGCAGAUAUUCUUGUGUGACUUUUCGGCUAGCACGAGACAGAUUGUAAGCGCGCUAGAAGCGGAGACGAAGACCAGAUUUCUUGUUGAGGAGAAGCAGAGUAGUCCGGAUAUCAAAAGGUUUCGAGAUCAGUUCGAUGCUGGAGACCUGAGUGCAACAUUUCCUUUGCUAGCUAUCAGUUUCGGUGCUGACGUGGAUGUCGGGUAUGACUUCGAGGCUGAGCAAGAGGUAUGGAACAGGAAGCUGGAUCUACCUAAGGUGACUCUUGAGGAAAUAGUUCACGACGCUGUAGAGUUAGCGGCACGCUCUUAG
Messenger RNA from Alternaria postmessia, 957 nucleotides. RefSeq lists its product as uncharacterized. The coding region runs from base 1 to 957 and encodes 318 amino acids. Lineage: Eukaryota; Fungi; Ascomycota; Dothideomycetes; Pleosporales; Pleosporaceae. The transcript has a single exon. The record is from RefSeq and is a predicted model, not a curated record. Gene Ontology annotation, molecular function: oxidoreductase activity.